AUGGCUGAACAGACCGACACACUCAUGGAAGCACCACAAGCCGCGGCAACUUGCAACUCUGCGGCAGCAGAGGAGGAGCCCGAGCUCUUCAAAGCGGAUGAUUUUCGAAUCUACUGCAUGAAGGCGCGCAAGUGUCCGAGAGGUGACUCCUGCCCGUACGCGCACAACGUGUUCGAGUACUGGCUGCACCCCUCGCGCUACCGCACGCAGCUUUGCAAGGACGGCGCCGCUUGCGCCCGCCGCAUUUGCUUCUUCGCGCACUCACCCCUGGAGCUGCGCGCCGAUGCCCCCAAGCCACACGUGUCACCUGAGGCGCUCGCGUCCGCCACCGCCGCCGCCGCCCUCGAGGCCGCGCGCAGCAAUGCCCCCGCAGGAGAGGCCGAUCAGGCCGAGGUGAACCUGCUGAGCAAGUUGCUGAAGGCGCAUGGCGGCAGCGACCGGCCAGCGCUGGAGCACCUGCAGGCACAAGCCGCCGGAGGCCACUUUGCCCAGGAUCAGCAGCAGCAGCUGGUGGAUGCCCUGGCCACCCUCCUCCUGUCCAACGGCUUUUUGCAGCAAGAGCUUCCUGAAGCCCAGAGCCAGCCGCCGCCGGCGUUCGACGACCGGCUAGAGCUAUCGGCCAUGGGCAAGUUCCACUCUGUGCCCAUGUACGCGCAGUCGCGCCACCACCCCGGCAGCAUGCGCGCACCCCGCCGGCACCGCUCCGUCGACCUGGUAUCCAGCCUGGCGGCCGUUGCCGCCCCGGUGGCGUUUACUAACGACAACAUAAUCCCCGAGAGCUACAACUUCCUCGCCGGUGCCGCGGCCGACCGGCCGCCGCGCUACUCGCGCCGCGAGGAGGCCGCUUACAACGCCGGUGUAGUUGCAGCGAUCCAGCAGCAGCCGCAGCAGCAGCAGUGGGGAGUCGGCGACGCGGCCGAGUUCAUGCAGAGCCUGCAGCAGGCGGCGCGCGCGCAGGCGGCGGCCGCGGCGGAAGCCGAGUCGGCAGCUGCCGCGAAGCUGCACCCCUGCGCCGCCUUCCCUGGCGGCGCCUUUGGCGCGUCGCCCUUCCUCUCGUCGCCAUUCGCUGCCGACAGCUUUGCGCCGACCCAGCCGGCAAUGGGCGCCACUGCCGAGCCCGGAUGGACCUACGAGGCAGAGGGCAUGGAUUUGAGCGGGAGCAACGCGUUUGGCUUCAACACGGGCCGCCUGAGCAACGAUUCCACACGCUUCUCCUUCGACACCUUCUCUCCCACAGGCGGCCGCCGGCGCUCGCGCUCUGAGGGCCUGCCCACCGACUUCCGCUGCUCGGAGGACUCCAUGGGUAGCUCGGUGGACUGUGCGCCUCCGGCCAGCAACUGGUCAAACUUUGCCAGCGGCGCCGCGGCCACCCAGGCCCCCUUUGUUAAUUACCAGCUGUCCUCCCUGUUUGCCUCCUCGGCCCCCUUUGACGCCGCGGCCGCCACCCGGGGCUUCUGA
Molecule: messenger RNA, 1458 nt
Organism: Coccomyxa subellipsoidea C-169
Lineage: Eukaryota; Viridiplantae; Chlorophyta; Trebouxiophyceae; Coccomyxaceae
Exons: 8
Coding region: 1-1458 (485 amino acids)
Molecular function (GO): metal ion binding
Source: RefSeq, a predicted model, not a curated record